GAAUCGAGCCACAGCAGAUCGACAGACACCGUCCUGAUCGAGUUGCAGUUUCUCCAUCCUCCGACUGAACCAUGUCUGGAAACAAGAACGGACCCCCCACCACUUCUCAAAAGCACCUGAACUUUGUCUCGGAGCCGAUGGGAAACCGGUCUGUGAGGGAUGUACCGGGGAUCGGAACCGCACACGGACUCACGUUGGAGGAGAAGGGCAUGCCUAGGGCUGACCAGUUGUUGGGUGAUUACCUGAAGGGAGGUCGGGACCAAGACAAGUUCCAGGACAAUCUGAAGAAUACCACAGGGGCCAACACCAAGCAACAGAGAGACGCCUACAAUGGAAUGAGAGAGUGGACCGACAACAACCUGUAGAGGAGAGGAGACACUCCUCAUUCCUCUCUCUCUCUCUCUCUCUCUCUCUCUCUCUCUCUCUCUCUCUCUCUCUCUCUCUCUCUCUCUCUCUCUCUCUCUCUCUCUCUCUCUCUCUCUCUCUCUCUCUCUCUCUCUCGCCCUCUCUCUCUCUCUCGCCCUCUCUCUCUCUCUCUCGCCCUCUCUCUCUCUCUCUCGCCCUCUCUCUCAUAUAUUCCUGACAAGGCCUUUAGUCACAGAAUAGUAUGACCUCUGCUUGUACCCAAGAUAAAAUAUUUGCUAUUCAUGUAUUCUGUUGUGGAAUAAAUCUGGAAUUAAAUUGU
Messenger RNA from Salvelinus fontinalis (brook trout), 685 nucleotides. Its product is annotated as barrier-to-autointegration factor-like. The transcript has 3 exons. Bases 72 to 365 code for a protein of 97 amino acids. Lineage: Eukaryota; Metazoa; Chordata; Actinopteri; Salmoniformes; Salmonidae. Gene Ontology annotation, molecular function: DNA binding. The record is from RefSeq and is a predicted model, not a curated record.